AUGGCUCCGCCGGCUCCCCUCCAGCCUCCCUCCCCCUCGGGAUCGACCGAACGAUUGGCCGAAGAGCUUGCUCCAACAAUUGAGCAGCUAAAGAAUCUAGGUGCCGGCACCGCGAUUACCCUACCCCAAGCCCUCUCGACAACAGAGCCUCUUCUCCGCCUGCGCCAUACCUUUAUUGACGAUGCACGCCCUCGCACCGCCAAAGAUGCAUUUCGCUACCUACAAGGCUUUCAGACAUUGCUAGCACUGGCGGAACAGCUUGCAGAGCUUUAUCAUCCCAAUAGUCUGUCCCAACAAGAACGAAAGGGCCUGCUCGGCGUAUUCAAAGAUGUUCUCGGCGUGUUGGCAGAAGGCCUCAAGGACCAUUUUGGCAACAAGCGAUACUUUGCCCGGAAAAUAGUCGGAGGAGGCAUUGCUGCACUGGAGCAGAUUCUGACUGUGUUGGUCAAGAAGAUAGACACAACCGAGAGUGAUGCACACCAUCUUUACGGCGCAAUCUUCGCUGCAGCUCUCUGCCAGGAGACCGUGUCGGGUAUUUUUGUAACACUCAGCACAAAAUUCCCCGCGAGUAAGGACUCAGCGGCUCCGACCGAUGUACAGAGUGUCGUGGAUCGUUGUAUUGGAUCGGCGGAAACGGUGGAAGUGCCGGAGCUACUUGGUCCAUUCCUUCGUGUGUGGCUGAUGCACUCGUCCUUUUCAUCCGGAUAUGAGAUUCUACGUCUGGCCCUGCCCGCUUCACUCUGUCAAUUGGCUUCGCAGUCUCGGAGGAACGUCGUAGCCUUGCAUGCCACCAAUAUGCUCACCUCUAUUCUCCCACUCUUGUUCGACGGAGGACGAUCCGACAGCGAAAAAGCAAUUUACCAAGACCUUGCUCAAUUUCUCAGCGUUCAGGGUAUGAGUAGCUUGGACGAUGCGGUUGCUUUGUAUCGCGGUGCACAUGAAAAUCCGCAAAUUUUAAAAGUCCUGUUAUCGGCUCUCAAAUCCUCCAAGGAGCCUCCAUCAAUACAGUUCGAUAUGUCUCGGCAUGGAUUUUGUUCCGUUGAAUUUGCAACACUUGGCCGACCAUUCCCCCCCGUCAAUUCUUCUGGGUAUACUUUAGCAGCUUGGGCUCGUUUCGAUGAAUUUGAUUCCAAUACGCAUACUACUAUUUUUGGUGCAUUUGAUGCGAGUCAGACAUGUUUCAUUCUAGCAUAUCUGGAGAGAGAUACCCGGCACUUUAUUCUUCAAACAUCCAUCCGCGGUUCCCGGCCGAGUGUCCGGUUCAAGGCCGCGAAAUUCGAAUCAAACCGCUGGUAUCAUAUUUGUGUUGUCCACAAAAGACCGAAGCCCAUGUCUUCUUCUCGGGCAUCUUUGUUCAUAGAUGGCGAGUUUGUUGAGCAACUAAAGAUUGAAUACCCAUCAGUCCCUACUAGUCAUCAUCCAAGCAAACCGCCCCGGAUUCAGGCAUUCUUUGGCACCCCUCAAGACUUGGCAAUGCGCCUCGGAAAGGGUGUCUCAACUUCUCGGUGGUCUCUUGCCAAUGGAAUGCUCUUUGACGAGGCUUACAGUGAUGAUAUGGUGGCCGUAUUUUACAACCUUGGGCCUCGGUACUAUGGAAAUUUCCAGGAUUGCUUAGGCUCUUUCCAGACAUACAAGGCCUCUGCAACUCUGAAUCUACGGAACGAACAUCUUCACGCAGGCAAAGAGGAAGCUUCUGACAUUGUUACUGCCAUUCGAAGACGAGCAAGUACUUUGAUCCGUGAGGGCUCCAUACUGAUCAAUGUUUCAUCUGUCGCUGUUCUGGACGAUGACGAUAGUAACAACGUCGAUGAAUCGCAGUUGAUCAAAUGUCUUUCACGACAAGCAGCAAAAAGUUUGCAGCAAUUGACAAAGGCCGGCGGUAAUGCUGUUGCAGUGAAUGGUGCCACUCCAGCCAUCAAUGAUGGCCUUACCCAGCCUCAAGGAGUCGGAAUUCUGACAGGCGAUCCUGUAGUUGCCGUGCCCAGGGCAAUGGACGACGCCAGUUGGUGUAUUGGGGGCUGCGCUGCGGUCCAUUUGAGUUUGGUCAAGGCGGCAAGCACCGCGAACAGCACUCGGAUGGCUGUGGAGGCCCUUUAUGAAGCCGUGCAGGACAACUGGAGAAACAGCGAAGCGAUGGAAAGAGAGAACGGAUAUGGCAUCCUCGCAGCUUUGCUGCGGGAGAAGCUUGGAUUUCAUCUGGGUAAUUUCCCUGCUGCAAGUAAAAUCCCUGUGGUCAGCUCAGAUCCCGAUGAACUGUCGGCUUUGACACUUGAUCUGAUGCGUUUGACUCUCGCUUUUGUUGGCUACGAUUUCAAACAGCCAAAUCGCUCGAUCAUCACAAAUCCGCUCGCCUACCGUGUUCUGCUUGUUGACAUGGAUGUGUGGCGACUCGGAGAAUCGCAGGUGCUAGAAUUGUAUUACUCCCAAUUCCGCACAUUUGCAUCCGAUAGCAACUAUCGCCGAUUUAAUGCCAGGCGUCUUGGUCGUAUGCGUGUGAAUAAGAAGUUGUUAGAGACUCUGAAGAGUGGAGAAGUCACCAGAGAGUCUCUCCGGCCUUGUCUAUCAGCUUUUAAGUCAUUGAUGGAGAGCAGUCCCUCUCCCGACCUUCUGCGCUCUUUGUCUUUAUCCAUCACAUAUGCUCUCCACAAACCAAAAACCCCGACGAGCCUGCAGAAAAAGAAGAGCCUCCGAUACCUGGCGCCGUCAUCGCGGCCUGGAUCGGCAAAAUCAGAAGGCAAGUAUGUACCCAGUAUCACUCUAGGCAUUGAGAUGCUGCGGCUGUAUUGUUCUGUGUUGUGCAAUCCCCAUGACCCCGCCCCUUUGAGGAAAUUCGCCAAAGCCGUAACGAGCAAGUGGCUUCUUUACCUCAUGUGCGAAGAUGAGCCUGAGAUUGUGUUGCUUGCAACGAAGAUAUUAGCUCGAUUGGUUGUGGUCCAUGGCAGUGGAUACAGCAAGAAGUUCGCUGAGAAGAGUGGUGGAUACAUCAUCUUAGAACAUCGCCUCAAAAGAUGGUGGAAUGUUCCGGGUUUGUGGCCUAUCUGCUUUUCAGUCCUGUUCGGCGUCGAUCAUGCUUUGUUAGAUCUCACGAAACCCCUAGACUUGCCUGAUUUGCUCAAACUAUUUUUGAACAACGGCGACGUAAAGGUUGUCUUCCCGGACAUGUUGCCCGUCAUUAUGAACAUGCUGAAAAGUGGGAUGAGAAACACAAUCAUGACAACUCAUACGGACGAAAAUAGCCAGAGUUCUUUGGAAAAGCAGUCCUCCAAUUGCGAAAAGCCUCGUAUGGAUUCGCUUAAGCUUCCUGGAUCAUCAGAUCAUAGUGUUCAUGAGAUCAGUCUCCUCAGCUCAGUGGUCCAAUUCUUAUCAGAAGCCCGCACCAAGUCCCCAAUAUUCCAAGAAUUCACUGCGCAAUCUACCUACGUGCAAGAGCUUCUUUCCGUGCUCUAUCCUGUUGUUGUCGGUGCAGAUACCGUCAGCCCCAACACAGAAUUGAACUUUCGACACAGUGGGCUCAGUUUCGAUGACAGCAACUUAGUCCUGCGACCGCGUUCAAGUACGACUGGGGCAACGACAGUGCUACAAACAACCACAGUUGACUGUUCUGGAAAUCCCGAGGAGAGUACCGGCUCUUUGCGACGUGGCUCGUCUUUCAUUCUGGUUUCCUCUGAUAAAUCCAAACAUCAGCCAUCUUCUGCCAGAAUACGACGCUUCAUGAACCCGACUUUUGUUGGGAACAAAGCUUCUACAGAUCAUCCUCUUGUCAAGGCUGUCUUGGGGCUAACCUUGGACAUAUUUCAAGAUCAGCUUUUAGGGCGCAAAGACUUUACAGGCCUUGGUCUCUAUCUUAAAACUCCGCCGGGCUUCUUGGAACACCAAGCGUAUUUCAAUUCUUGGGUUUUCAGCUGCUUGCUUUCCACAUUGCAAGAUCUGCCUUCAGUCCGACCAAGUGUCCUUCAUGAGCCUCGCACAUUGACAAAUCUUGGACGUCUCGCAAUACAUUUGACCGAGGCAGUCUACGAAGGCUGGUUCAUCAAUGGAGGAUCGUCCACCAUGGAAUUCAUCGGUACUUUCUUGGAAUAUCUCCAGCGCCCUGACAUCUCUCAACUUAAAAGCAUUCGCUUAUGCAGCCAGGCUGUGACGACUAUUCGCUCAACACUCUACAAAGUGGUCCUUUUUCAGCUCUCGGAAGCCGAUGACACUACCACGGUCCCCUUGCUUAAUCGCUUGAAUUACUGGCAAGCAGUUGUUCUCGCAGCAGCUGAGACGCAAUCUAAGCACUUGCAUCUUCUGUGUUACCUUCUUUACACCAAAUUAGUCAGUACGGAUAGAGAUGUUCGCUCCGCUGCUGCUCGGUUAUGGAGAAUCAUUCUGGUGCAGGCACCGGAUGAGAUAACAACCCUGCUGGGUCAAGGACCUGUUUCUCUGCAGCGCCGACUGGCAGACGGCUUUGACGCACUUUCGGGGAUGGAAGACGAAGCCUUCUUGGCAUGGAUCGAUGACCAACGAGAGGAUCUUGACGCCUUGUUCUUUGGCAUUUUCUCUCGGUCAUGGGAUAAUUUUGUCCACGAGGAAAAUGUGAGCAGCGAGGAAUCUGUUAGAUCUCGAGUUUCAAAACGGAAGGACAAACUCCGACAGUGGGCUCAGAUUGAGAAGUUCGACGAAGACAUGACAAGGAAGCACGACGCAACUCUACCACACUGGAUCUCGAACAUUGCAGCAUCCGAGUUCUUGAAAUCUCAACGGUUCUUGCAAGACAUGCAAGAUAGCUCUACCUUCAUGUGGUCCGCUUUCUCCGACUUGCUGCUCGACCUGCGACGACCGGGUGGCCUUCUUUCGGAAGGUAAGGAGAGGAGAUGGUGGCUAGAUCAGACUGAAGGUCGCAGUCGUAUGCGACUUCGUCUCGUCCCCGAUGAGUCGGGCGAUCGACAAGACUAUCAGCCCAAGCGUAAAGCAUCAGAGCCCCCUGUAAUCAAAAUCGAUACUCGGUUACGUGCUCUCUCGGAGGGCGAGACUUUGUCGACGCCUCAUCCUCUCAAUGCGGAACUCGAAAACGUGGAUAGCGUGUUGCCGAACAACGAUGCUGAUAAUCGGAGCUUGCUAGAAGACAACUUUGAACUAAUUGAUGAUCCCAAGAUUGAGCUGGAAGACUACGAAGAUAGGAACCGGAAGGUGAUGCGCUCUCUUCAGCGUGGCGAUCAAGUGCAAAGCGUGUGCAAUCUGUCUCGCAUCAUUGGUCUAGAGGCUGUCGAAGGCAUCUUGAUACUUGGAAAAGACUGCAUCUAUAUCCUAGACAAUUUCUUCCAAAGAGCCGAUGGUGAGAUCGUGAACGUCUGGCAAGCUCCGAACGAGGAACGAGACCCUUAUGUUCGCAUGAUUGCCGGUCGCGAAUCCAAUGACCGCCGCUCGCAAGAGCAUGAAACAAGAAGCUGGAAGUGGUCUGACUUGGUCAGUGUUUCCAAACGUCGCUUCUUGUUCCGUGAUGUUGCACUGGAAAUUUUCUUCACAGAUGGCACCAGCUACUUGUUGACUUUGAUGUCAGCUCGCGCAAGAGACGAACUGUGUAAUCAACUGGCUGUCAGGGCACCACAGGUAACCGGAACUACGGGACACUCUCGUCCAGAAGACAUCUGGCGAUUUGAGACUCUUCGCAGUCAAGACGAUGCUCCUCAGUCCCUUGGGUCCAAAUUUGCAAGUGUGUUUGGCCAUCUCCCAGCAAACCCAGCAACACGAAAAUGGGUCAAGGGCGAGAUUUCCAAUUUCCAUUAUCUUAUGUUGAUCAAUACUUUUGCCGGACGUACGUUCAACGACUUGACUCAAUACCCUGUGUUCCCAUGGGUCUUGGCAGACUACACAAGCGAGGAACUAGACCUCACCAACCCAGCUACAUUCCGCGAUCUGUCUAAGCCGAUGGGAUGUCAAACCCUGGAGCGAGAGGCGGGAUUCCGUGAGCGAUACAAUGCUUUCGCUGAGAUGGGCGACGAUAAUUCUCCACCUUUCCACUAUGGAACACAUUACUCUUCUGCCAUGAUUGUCUGUUCCUACCUCAUUCGCCUACAACCGUUCGUCAAGUCCUAUCUCCUACUUCAAGGUGGCUCUUUUGAUCACGCCGACCGCCUCUUUUACUCUAUUCGCAAGGCAUGGGAAUCCGCAUCACGGGGAAACAUGACCGAUGUUCGAGAGCUGAUCCCUGAGUUCUUCUAUCUUCCGGAAUUCCUCGUGAACUCCAACAAAUAUGACUUUGGUCUGCUCCAAAAUAUGACCACGGCCAUCGACUCGGUCGAGCUGCCACCAUGGGCUAAAGGCGACCCUAAGAUAUUCAUCGCAAAACACCGGGAGGCUCUUGAGAGCCCCUAUGUUUCCGAGAACUUGCACCACUGGAUUGAUCUGGUUUUCGGCAGUAAGCAAAAGGGCGAGGCAGCUGUUGAAUCUGUCAAUGUCUUCCAUCAUCUCUCCUACAAAGGCGCCAAAGAUUUAGACGCGAUUGAUGACCCAAUGGAGAGGCUGGCCACCAUCGGCAUCAUUCACAAUUUCGGACAAACUCCUCAUCAAAUUUUCCAACGACCUCACGCCCUGAGGGAAGAUCAAAAACACCGUGUACCCCGACUGGAUACGCUUGCCGAGUCACUGACGCAGAUGCCUUUGUCUCUGCUUGACAUAGAGGAGCGAGUGUCUACCCUCUCGAUGAAACAAGACCGUUUAUUGUGUACUGCGGCUCUCAGGCUCAACGUUCCACCGGCUUAUGAAUAUUACAUGGAAUGGGGAUUCUUUGAUGGUAGUGUCCGAUUUUACACUGCGGAUACUCGCAAGCUUCUGGGUCACUUUGAACACCUUCAUGUAGGACAAUUGUCCUACGCCAGCUUUGCGGAUUCUCGCACCCUUGUCACUUGCGGCACGGACUGUACUAUUUCACUAUGGACGGUUACUGCGACUUCAAAGUCGGUUGAUUUGCAGCCUAUUGGCUCCCUCUUUGGCCAUAGAGCACCGGUCACAGUGCUUGCUGUCUCGCGCUCCUUCAGUUCCUUGCUAUCUGCGUCGAUUGACGGGCAAAUUAUGCUGUGGGAUCUCAAUCGACGUUCCUUCGUGCAAGCCCUCCCCGCCGAUGGUACGGUCGAUUGUGCUCGAAUUAAUGAUGUCUCUGGAGACAUCAUGGUCUGUCGCGGCAGUCGUUUGACAUUGUACACCCUCAAUGGGGUUGUUUUAGUUGAUCAAUCAGUCUGCGAGUCGACUGACGAUCAUAUCUUGUCUUGCGUUUUCUACGAAGGAGUACAAAACGAAUGGCUUGAGCGCGAAUUAGUAUUGACGGGUCAUACUCGAGGCGUUGUCAAUAUCUGGAGCAAGAGCAUUCGGGGCGGUCGAUUUGAGCUGGAACUGAUCCGACAGCUUCAUCAUACAGACAGCAACCGUGACACCGGUGCCAACAUUAGUGCGGGCAUUAGUUGCAUCUUGGCCCUCCCCCACGUGGUCUACACGGGGGAUGAGGCAGGUCGAGUGUAUGAGUGGAACUGCAUCCAGCGCCGCUGA
Messenger RNA from Penicillium soppii, 7521 nucleotides. Its product is annotated as Beige/BEACH domain protein. The coding region runs from base 1 to 7521 and encodes 2506 amino acids. The transcript is spliced from 6 exons. The record is from RefSeq and is a predicted model, not a curated record. Gene Ontology annotation, molecular function: protein binding. NCBI's taxonomy places the organism in Eukaryota, Fungi, Ascomycota, Eurotiomycetes, Eurotiales, Aspergillaceae.